CCAUGGCUCCUGAGAGGCCUGGGGGUACUUGUGGGGGGCUUGUCCUGUUCUUCUGGGGAAGGGUGGAAAGAAAGAUGCAGGAAGGGGAGGGUGCCUGCUGCCGCGGGCAGGGGGCGGGAAGCAGAGGCUUUGCGGAAGUGUGUCUAGUUUACCUCACAGGGCCCUUUUCCAGCUGCACAAGAUGCAGCUAGAACUUUCCUUCUUCCAGGGCCAGCCCCGGACUAGCCCCGCUGCCAUGUCCGUCAGCCGCCACGAGAACCGCAAGUCCCGCUCCAGCUCCGGCUCCAUGAACAUCCACCUCUUCCACAAGCCGGGCCAUGCCGACAGCCUCCUGACCCAGCUCAACCUGCUGCGCAAGCGGCGUCUCUUCACCGACGUGGUGCUGCGGGCGGGGAACCAGGCCUUCCCCUGCCAUCGGGCCGUGUUCGAUGCCAUGUUCAACGGGGGGCUGAAGGAGAGCAGGGAUGCGGAGGUCAACUUCCACGAUUCCCUGCACCCAGAGGUGCUGGAGCUGCUGCUCGACUACAUCUACUCAGCCCGGGUGCUGAUCAACGAGGAGAACGCCGAGUCCCUGUUGGAGGCCGGGGACAUGCUGCAGUUCCAGGAUAUCCGUGACGCUUCAGCUGACUUCCUGGAGAAAAACCUGCACCCAGCCAACUGCCUCAACAUGCUGCUGCUGUCCUACGCCCACUGCUGCGAGAGGCUGCUGGAGCUGUCCUGGAGGAUGGCGCUGGCCAACUUUGCGGCGCUCUACCAGACAGAGGACUUCCUCCGGUUGCCCAAAGACAAGCUGCUGGAGCUGGUGGAGAGCGAGGAGCUGGAGGUGGAGGACGAGAGCCUGGUGUACGAAGCCGUCAUCGGCUGGAUCCGGUACGACUUGCCCCAGCGGCAUGAUGACCUGCCCGAGCUGUUGCGCUCGGUCCGCCUGGCCCUCCUGCCAGAGUCUUAUCUGCGGAACCAGGUGGCCACCGAAGAGCUAGUGACCAGCCACAAGCUGGGAGGGGAGAUCGUGGCCGACGCGCUGCGCUGCAAGAUGAAGAUCCUUCAGAACGACGGGCCGGUGUCGGGUUUCUGUGCCCAGCCUCGGAAGGUCAGCCAGGCCCUGCUGCUGCUUGGGGGCCAGACGUUCGUGUGUGACAAAAUCUACAUGGUCGACCGGCAGACGAGCGAGAUCAUCCCGCGCACCGACAUCCCCAGCCCUCGCAAGGAGUGCAGCGCCUGUGCGCUCGGCUGCAAAGUGUACGUCACCGGGGGCAAGAGCUCCGAGAACGGCGCCUCCAAAGAUGUCUGGGUUUACGACACUCUCCACGAUGAGUGGGCGAAGGCCGCGCCCAUGCUGGUGGCCCGCUUUGGCCACGGCUCUGCCGAGCUGGGCCAUUGUCUCUACGUAGUCGGCGGCCACACGGCGGUAAAUGGCUCCUUCCCGGCUUCGCCCUCCGUCUCGCUGAAGCAGGUCGAACACUACGACCCCCAGAUGGACAAGUGGUCCCUGGUGGCCCCUCUCCGGGAGGGCGUGAGCAACGCUGCCGUGGUGGGGGCCAAAAUGAAGCUGUUUGUCUUUGGGGGCACCAGCGUGAGCCAGGAGAAGCUGCCCAAAGUGCAAUGCUUUGACCCUGGCCAGAACCGCUGGACGGUGCCUGCCAGCUGCCCCCAGCCCUGGCGCUACACGGCUGCGGCAGUGGUGGGCAGCCACGUGAUCGUGAUCGGGGGCGACACGGAGUUCUCGGCCAGCUCUGCAUACCGCUUCCACAGCGACACCUACCAGUGGUCCAAAUUCGGGGACGUGACUGCUAAACGCAUCAGCUGUCAGGCGGUCACCUCGGGAAACCGGCUGUACGUGGUGGGGGGCUACUGCGGGACUCAGCGCUGCAAGACUUUGGACUGCUACGACCCCUCCUCCGACACCUGGAGCAGCGUCACGACCGUGCCCUACUCCCUCAUCCCCACCGCCUUUGUCAGCACUUGGAAAUACCUGUCUGCCUGAGCCACGCCCCGGGACUGGAAAGGUUUCGCCAGGAGCUGUAGGUGUCAGGUGCCACCGUGCCCGCUUCUCACUUCGCCACGCGUCCACGCGGAGGACCCGGGCAGGCGAGCACCACCCCUUACGUCGGCGUUGUGAGGACUCGCAACUCAGCCCUCCCAUCCGCAGGAGGCGUGUAGGGCAGGACGGUCCCCUUGGGUAUCAGACACCGGGUUGCACAGUCGCAACACUUUUGGAGGGCUUCGGAUUGAUUCUGAAGAGAGCUUAAGGGGCAAAGCUCCAGCAUAGCUAGCUGGCCGGCUCUUUGGAGAAGGUGGCAGGGCAGGUUUUCCAAGGGACGGGUUCCGUUUCCUUUGCAGACAUUGUCACUUUUUUCAGCUCAGGCACUGGUCCAAGAAGGGAGGAACCCUUUGUGUUCCCUACAGCUGCCCCGUGCUGUCAGUAACAGUCGCUGUCACCAGCAUCUGCAGCACUGUGAGCAGCAGGUGGUUGUUUCACAGCUCGGGGUGAGCAAGCCAGUAUUUCUGAUGGACCUGUUGUCCGCUGGAAGGGGCGGAGCUGUUUCUAACUGGCAGCAGCUGGCCACCGGGUUCUGAUGCUGCUCCAGUGACAAAUGCACAAAAUGUCUUACGGGGUGUGAAGGGCCAGCGAGCUGGUUUGCUACAGUGUUUUUUUUUUUUCUUUACACAGCAGCCUGGUGCUGCUUCAAUAAACCUUAAUAAAA
Molecule: messenger RNA, 2705 nt
Organism: Pelodiscus sinensis (Chinese soft-shelled turtle)
Lineage: Eukaryota; Metazoa; Chordata; Testudines; Trionychidae
Source: RefSeq, a predicted model, not a curated record